AUGGCCAAGCAGUCAGUGUACCGAGAUGCGAUCAUCGACCUACGCAAGCGUGACGUUUUGACUUUCAAAUUGCUCAAUUGUGCACUCUGUUCGACGCCGUACUCAAAAAGGGCAAAUGAAGUAAAUACACCGACACAAAAGGAUAUGCAAUUUGGGAAAAAGAUGUCUCUUGUAUCAAUGAUGCUCACGACAAAAAUU
Mesorhabditis belari is the source of this 198-nucleotide messenger RNA. The record is from the annotation of a GenBank genome assembly. NCBI's taxonomy places the organism in Eukaryota, Metazoa, Nematoda, Chromadorea, Rhabditida, Rhabditidae.